UUUAUAACUUAGUGUGCUGAUUAUUGCUGAUGCGUCCAACGAAAAUGUUCCUGCUUCAAGUACGAUUCAAAAAACGAGACUAGGUUUCAAACGGAUUCCUGCUCAGAAGAAAUUAGCGUGGAAAAGCAUGUCCGAGUUGUAGCUGCAAAACCCAAAUACUCGUAAGGAUUUAAAAGAUACAGUAGCAGACGCAGAAGGAAGUUACAGAGAGAGCAGGGAAUAUGAUGCAACAGCAGCCAAGCCCUAACAUAGCUUCUCCCUCCACGUCCUUUCUAAGCCCUCGCUCCUCCCCUCUCUUCGCUGCGUCACUCGAUCAAGAAAAUCCUAACACUCCUUACGAAUACAAACCAGGAGACAAUAAUAAUAAUUAUGUGCAGUAUCAACAGGAAAGUGAGGAGAAAGAGAAUGAGAAGCAGGCGCCACCGAAACAGGUAGCACAGGCGAUGGAACGCCUCGCACAAGCGGGUCGUCUGGUAGCUCAAUUCAGAAUGGGCGGAGACCGCUUUACAGAGGCUCUCUUUACUGGUCUUUCCUUGAAACAAAGGGAUCCGGAUACUGAUAAGGUCACUGUCCAGCUCAUUGCUUCGGAAGAAGCUUCUAUGCGCAACUGCUUGGAGGAGCUUAGAACCUUAGGUAUGACGUUGGAGGCUUCAGGAGUUAUGAUUGGAGCCUUACAAAGGCUGCAAGAAAGUCCUUCUUGGGGUUUGCAUAUGCCUCUUGUUUGCCCUGAUGGUGCUGUUGUUGCAUAUGCCUGGAAGCGUCAGCUUGCAGGUCAAGCUGCUGCAUCAGCUGUAGAUAGGACCAGAUUAGCUCUUAAAGCUUUUACAGAUCAGAAGAGACGUUUCUUUCCUCACCUUGAAGAACAUACACUAGGGAAUGAUUCAGAUGGUGAAAUCCAUUCUACGAAGAGGCCUUGCACUUCUCUACUGGGAAUAAGGAAUAGAAAACAAGAUAUAGUUAAUGAAUCAGAUCAGGAACUGAGUCUUUCUGAUGUGUUAAAGUGUGUUGAUGCCGAUGCACCUGCCAUGAAAAUAUCCAUAUAUCAACGGUUGGAAUGGUUCAAAAAAGCUUCUUCACUUGCAUUAAAGGGUAAUAGUUUUUUAGAGUUGAGCAAGCAAGAACAGAGUCAACCAUUGGCUAAACUAGGCACACAAACAGGAGGGCAAACAAUUUCAGGUUCAGUGCCCCUAGAUCAGAUUUCAGUUUUGGAUGUGUACGUUCCCUCAGUUUUCAGAGCUAUCAUAUCACUUACACCUGCAGGUUCUACCAUUCCUGAUGCUGUAGCUUUCUUCUCUCCAGAUGAGGUUGGAAGCUAUAUGCAUGCAAGAGGAGUGUCAAUUCAUAAUAUUUACCAACAAAUGUCGAAAUAUGGAGAAAAGGUUUUGCAAUAUUUUGUUCGUGUUCGCCCACAAUCAUCUUUGGAUCUUCUUUUGCGCUGGUUAAAUACAUAUCAAUCACUGUUUACAAAACCUUGCAGUAAAUGUGAGCGAAUUUUAGCAAUGGAUCAAGUUUCAGCUUUAUUGUUGCCGCCUGUGAUUCGUCCACAUCAAGAUUUGCUUCUACACAAGAAUCCUUCAAGUGUGUUGACAACAAAUGCUAAAGAUCCCAGUACGGAUGUAGAAAAGGCAUUCCAUGUGGGCUGUUUAGUAGAAGAGGAGUAUAUUUUGUAAACUUAAACAAGUGAAGAACUAAAUGUAGAUUCUCUUGAGAUAAAGGCAGCAAGGCCUUUUAUCCAUAUUGUUCAAUCCUUAUGGUGAAUGAUCUGUGGAGGUUUCUUAUGUAAAUUUAAAUCAUUGAUGAAUAUUGUAUUUCAUUUGACAAUUGAUUUAUUUCUGUAAAUAGGGCAAUCUUUUUGGACACUGACCUUGAUGAUAUAAGUACAGAACGUUUUGAAUUUGUUUUCCUGAAA
Molecule: messenger RNA, 1909 nt
Organism: Cryptomeria japonica (Japanese cedar)
Lineage: Eukaryota; Viridiplantae; Streptophyta; Pinopsida; Cupressales; Cupressaceae
Product: mediator of RNA polymerase II transcription subunit 27
Exons: 7
Coding region: 222-1670 (482 amino acids)
Biological process (GO): regulation of transcription by RNA polymerase II
Cellular component (GO): mediator complex
Molecular function (GO): transcription coactivator activity
Source: RefSeq, a predicted model, not a curated record